This is a messenger RNA of Catharus ustulatus (Swainson's thrush), 2593 nucleotides long. It is a transcript of the gene RALY, whose product is annotated as RALY heterogeneous nuclear ribonucleoprotein. The coding region runs from base 139 to 972 and encodes 277 amino acids. The record is from RefSeq and is a predicted model, not a curated record. Gene Ontology annotation, molecular function: RNA binding. The transcript is spliced from 10 exons. Gene Ontology annotation, cellular component: nucleus. NCBI's taxonomy places the organism in Eukaryota, Metazoa, Chordata, Aves, Passeriformes, Turdidae.
CGGCGGCUCCCGCGGGCGAGGCGGGACGGGCCGGGCCCUCCGUCCGCACGGCACCGACCUGCCCGGGUGAAGAAGCACAGAGAAGAAGCACGGGGAGAGUGACAAAGCCCAAGUGCCCAGCCAGCCCUGGCCUCCAAGAUGUCCUUGAAGGUGCAGACGAGCAACAUCACCAACAAGAAUGACCCCAAAUCCAUCAACUCACGCGUGUUCAUCGGCAACCUGAACACGGCGGUGGUGAAGAAGUCGGAUGUGGAGACCAUCUUCUCCAAGUACGGCCGCGUGGUGGGCUGCUCCGUGCACAAGGGCUACGCCUUCGUGCAGUACUCCAACGAGAGGCACGCGCGCGCCGCCGUGCUGGGCGAGAACGGCCGCGUGCUGGCCGGACAGACGCUGGACAUCAACAUGGCUGGGGAGCCCAAACCCAACAGACCCAAAGGGCUGAAGAGAGCAGCCUCUGCCUUGUACAGUGGCUACGACUUCGACUAUGACUAUUACAGAGACGACUUCUACGACAGGAUCUUCGAGUACCGGGGCCGGGUGUCGCCGGUGCCGCGGGUGGUGCCGGUGAAGCGGCCGCGCGUCACCAUCCCCCUGGUGCGGCGCGUCAAGGCCUCGCUGCCCGUCAAGCUGUUCGCCAGGUCGGCCGCCAUCGCCAACAGCUCGGCCAAGAUCAAGUUGAAGAGCAGUGAGCUGCAGACGAUCAAAACUGAGCUGACACAGAUCAAAUCCAACAUUGACGCUCUCCUGGGCCGGCUGGAGCAGAUUGCUGAGGAACAGAAGCUGUCUGCAGAGGCCAGGAAGAAGGAGAGCAGCAAGAGCGAGGUGUCCCAGGAGGACACGGCCUCCGAGGCCGAGGCCGCCGCGGAGGAGCCGCUCAACGGGGACGAGGAGGAGGGGCUGGCACGGGAGGAGUGUGAAGAUGAACUGGAGAACAGCCAUUACACAGACGUGGAGGAUGCCAGGCUACAGUAACCAGCUGUGAGCAACAGUGUGAGGAAAGCACGAGGCUAAACCCUGUCCUGGCACGUUGAGCAAGACAAGCUGAAUGGAAGUGCUGCUGUCAUCUCUACCUGGCAUUCAAAGGAGAAACAUGGCCCGACAUCUUCCAUCCAUCUGUAAAGCAAAGGCAAAGAAAACUCAUCCUCCCAGCAGAUCCCCACCACCCCUGCAAUGGAUUUGGAGCUCUGCAGCCUGCAGAGGAGGCAGGAGCCAAACCUGCACAGCCCAGAGCCACCACAGAGACCAGGAGAGCAGGUGUGUCCCCAGGAGAGCCAGAGGUGCUCUGGAGCUGCUUGCAGGAGAGCAGAGAAAACUCAGCCCAGCCCAAUAAAGACGUUUUUGCUGUGCAAGGUGAGAGCCAGAGCAUUUCCUAACUGAGGGGAGAGUAGUGUCUCAGUCUGGACAGUCUGUGUUCUUGUGCUGAAGAUCCUGUUGAGUCAGAGGCUGUGGGGUGUCCUCCAGCACGGCCCCCUCUGUCACCUCUCUUGUGCCCCAUGAGCUGCUGUGUGUCCACGGUCACCUCCAGGUGGAAAGGAGUUGGUGCUGGAGCUGCUGCUGUGCUCUGGGAAGCUGCUUUAAGAGGGGAGAGGAAGCUGCAGGAAAGCAAGUGAUCCCAAGCCGGAGAAAGCAAGCACACGUCACCCUCAGUAGUUUGAUGUCCUCAUUCUCCACCGUGUCAGGGCUGAGCAAGCCUCUGCAGAGUGAGGGGUGCGAGCAGGCGUGGAUGAGACCCUUUCCUUGGACCAGCUGCUCCUGGAGCCAUCAGCCCCUUCCCUGGCUGCCCACAUCUCCUCCUGCCCCAGCCAGGACACAGCAGGAGAGCGCUGCGGCCGCUCCCGCUGCUGCCUGAGCUCCAGCACUGGUGACAGCGUGCCAGGGCUGGGGACAGGGAGUACCCCCAGCACCGUGCAUGUGGGUGUGCCAGCACCUCCCCUGCUCCCCAGCUCCCCAGCUCCCAGCUGCUUUGUCCCCUGGCCCGUGCUGUGAGCAGAGGGCUUGUUGUGGGGGCCUUCUCCUCCUCGUUUCUCUUUCCUGGGCUCAUCCCGUUUUCCCGGGGUGGACGGGACUGAAACUCACGCAGCACUUUAUUCAGACCUGGUGUGUGCUGCCCAUACCUUCCCCUUCAGAAAACACACACACAGGCACACAGACACACACACACAUACACACAUCAGUGCUUGGAACCCAGAGCAGUGUCCACACCUUCCCCCUGGCCAGUUCCUCCCACACAACACCUGCGUGCUCCUGAGUGCUCCAACCUCAUCCACUGCAUCUCUUGGAAGGGGAAGGGAAAACAGCUCCAGGGGUGACACUUCCCUGUCCCUGGUGCCAUCCUGGAGCACGCAUGGCUCUUGAAGCACAAAGUUUUCUUUGCAUUUCUUGGUUUGGGCUGCUUGAGGAGGGGUUGGAGGAGACCCGUGCUUGCCCCGCCCUUGCCCGGUUCCUGUGCAAGGUCUGCACUGAGUUGUCCUGAGCUGUUCUCCAGGCCUGGAGAGAUGAGCUGCAGGUUUGGCUGUGAACUGACUGCUGCUGUUGUUUGGGAGAGAGGUGACCUUGUACAUACAAUCCUGUAUAAUAAAAGAAAGACAUCUAA